AUGUCCGACGACAUUGCCACGCAGCCAAAGCCAGAAAAUGUUUCACCACCAUCGAAUCAUUCGCGAAGACCGAUUUACAAAACAGAGACAACAGGUAACUAUUGGCAAGAUGUAUGGGAGGCAUGCAAGCGACUUGGAGAAAUGCCUUGUGCACGGCACAGUUUACUUACUGGAAUCGCGAGCGGUGCGGGCGUAGGAGUAAUAAGGGCCAUCAGCGCGAGUCCCUUCGUGGCUUCCAAUUGGGCGGUGGGGACUUUUAUGGUCAUCUCACUAGGAUCGUGGACGAUCUGCCAAAGGAACCUGCAAGCUGAACGACGUAGGGUGGCACGAGUCGUCGAAGAGAUGCCCAAACGGUUCAUAAAAUCGAAGGACACGAGCUCGGAUAAUCAGCAGUCGUAG
Pisolithus orientalis is the source of this 399-nucleotide messenger RNA. RefSeq lists its product as uncharacterized. The transcript is spliced from 4 exons. Gene Ontology annotation, cellular component: mitochondrial inner membrane; mitochondrion. Gene Ontology annotation, biological process: mitochondrial respiratory chain complex IV assembly. The record is from RefSeq and is a predicted model, not a curated record. NCBI's taxonomy places the organism in Eukaryota, Fungi, Basidiomycota, Agaricomycetes, Boletales, Pisolithaceae. The coding region runs from base 1 to 399 and encodes 132 amino acids.